Talaromyces atroroseus is the source of this 255-nucleotide messenger RNA. RefSeq lists its product as hypothetical. The transcript is spliced from 2 exons. Lineage: Eukaryota; Fungi; Ascomycota; Eurotiomycetes; Eurotiales; Trichocomaceae. The record is from RefSeq and is a predicted model, not a curated record. The coding region runs from base 1 to 255 and encodes 84 amino acids.
AUGUAUCUCCACGACGGAUUCAUCCCGAGCGAGCACAUUCAAAAACGGCUAGACAAACUUGAAAAAGAGACUGGAAACCAACGACGAAAACUCUCAACCCUCCCAGACCUAAAACGCAAGAUUGAAGACCAUGAACGAAGACUCUCGGACGUAAAAAGUAAUAUGGAUGUGAUUUUCACCAAUGAACUUCUCAACUACCAUCCCCGAAGCAAGUACCCCGUCAAUGAACCCAACUAUCCACCUCCGGUUGCUUGA